UGUCACCUAAAGGGCUGCGGCCCCGGAUGUUGUGGCUCCUGGAGGGAGAUGGCGGAGGCUGAGGAAUCGGCGGCUGGGGCUGCUGCGGCCGGCCCGGAAUCAGAGCCGCGGCCGGUGCCGGCCUUCAGGAGCCGCGGCGCGUUGUCGGGCGGCGGCGAACGGGAUCGGCAGGUGGAGGCGGUGCAGCGAGCCUUGUUGGAUGUGCUGGGGCCCUAUGAGCCGCUGCUGAGCCGGCUGCAGGCGGCCUUGGUGUGGGAGCGCCCAGUGAGAAGUGCUCUGUGGUGCCUGGCCCUGAACGCGGCUUUUUGGUUCUUUGCACUGACCUCCCUUCGUCUGGUGUUUUUACUUGCAUUCAGCUUGAUGAUAAUUGUAUGUAUAGAUCAGUGGAAAAACAAAAUCUGGCCUGAAAUGAGAGUGGCAAGACCCGACGCAUUAGACAAUGAGAGCUGGGGCUUUGUACACCCUCGGCUCCUUAGCAUGCCUGAGCUCUGCCACCAUGUAGCCGAAGGCUGGGUUAGUGGGACCACAUUCAUAAGGAAUCUCUUGCUUUUCAAAAAGCAAAACCCAGGCAAGUUCUGCCUGUUAAGCUGUGGUUUCCUGACCUUUCUGGCUGUCAUGGGCCGAUACAUUCCUGGCCUCCUGCUUUCCUACUUAUUCCUUCUUUCUCUCCUGCUGUGGCCCCUUGCUGUGUACCACAGACUGGGACAUCGCUUGUACAUGAAGCUAGAGCCAGUCCUGCAGCGGCUGGACUUCAGUGUCCAUGGUUACAUGAUGUCUAGGCAUAGAGAAAGGCAGCUUCGACGUGCUCGAGCCUUGCACCCUGAUGGUGCUGAAAGGGACAGUAGUGAUAGUGAGGAGGAGCUAGCUGCUUUCUGUCCUCAGUUGGAUGACUCCACUGUGGCUAGGGAAUUGGCCAUCACAGACUCAGAACACUCAGAUGCUGAGGUCUCCUGUACAGAUAAUGGCACAUUCAAUCUCUCAAGAGGUCAGACACCACUAACUGAGGGAUCAGAAGACCUGGAUGGUCAUAGUGACCCUGAGGAAUCAUUUGCCCGGGACCUCCCUGACUUCCCUUCCAUUAAUGUGGAUGCUGCAGGCCUGGAUGAUGAGGAUGACACCAGCAUAGGGCUUCCCAACCUUGCCUAUCGUUCCCCUCCAGGAGCUGAGGAGUCCUCAAGGGCAACUACCAACCAAGAUGAGGCUACCCUGCCUGAGCUUUUACUCAGCAGUCUUCCCACAGGAACCAACCUCACCAGCAACCUUGCCAACCUGGUCUCCCAGGGUGUGAUCCAACUGGCCCUGUCAAGGGCCCAACAACAGGCACCCCCUGCUGCCCCUCAGAGAGCUGCACGAGGCUUCCUAAGGGCCCCCAGCUCUGAUCUGGACACUGAUGCUGAAGGGGAUGACUUUGAACUGCUAGAUCAAUCAGAGCUUAAUCAACUAGAUCCUUCAAGCUCUCGGAGCCACUGAGACACAUCCUCUUUUGGGAAAAUGCUUUGUGGUUUUGGUUUUUCCCCCCCCCCCCAUCCCACUGGGGAUGAUGAAAGGAUCCAAGUCCCACCUCCCAAAUUUGAUUAUCUGUGUACAUUGUUGGCUACCCAUUUGGGCCCCUGCUUAGAGAGGAUACUACUUUAUCUCUAGCUGGACACCCAUUUAUGAGCUCAAGAAUCAUAGAUGAUGGAGGCCAAAACUCCUUCUUAAAUGAAGUUUCUAACAUACGGAUAAUACUUUUUUUUGCUGGGAACAAGAGAGUUUGAUGAACUGGACCCUGGGACACAUUAUCCCAGUUUCUUUCUAAUGGGAUGAUGUUUGCUACAAGGUGUGGGUGCUCAGGGACCCUUUUGUAAAACAACUGCCCCUCUUACUUCCUCAUCCCAUCCCUUUCCUUAAAGCCAAAGUGUGGAAUGGCUCUUACUGCAGUGGGGUGGUGCUAGAAGUUCCGGGGGGCAGCUGCAUUGACUGGGAAGGUUUCAUUUCUCUGUCUCAUAAUCAUGAUUUGUUUUUUCUAAGUAAGUUAGUCUUUGAUUCUGCAGAGCAGGCUUGCCCUGCUACCACUUAUGGCCUUGCCUCCAGUGCCCCAAAAGACUGCUCUCAAGAAAGAGGGACUGAAGGAAACAGUGGGGGUGGGGGAGUGGAUAGCAAGAUCUCUGCUAGAAUUGCUGAUUGUGCUUUGGAGUUUCAGAAGGGUUCUAGGUUUGCUCCCCAGGUCUUCUCAGUUUAUGUCAGCCCUUGGAGCUUCCUACUUGUCUGUUUCCCUGCUAAUCCUUCACUUUAUUUAAACACUAACCUAAAUAAUGAGCAAAGCAAUAGCCAUUUCUGAAUUUCUUUUCUACCCUUCCUCUUCACCCUCCCCCCAGUCAUAUAUGAACAACUCUAUGGGGCUUGGCAAAGUAGCACUUUAAAUGGCCCGGUGGCAUUCAUUUGGUUCUUGCACCAGCUCUCUGGAUCCAUGUGCCAGCCUCUACCUUACUUGUUUUUACUUUGACUUGUCCCUAGCUUUGCUAGGGACUUCAUCCAAGGAUGAGUGCAGUUGGCAUGAGUAUUUUUUCAAGAUGCAGCCACUUUGACAGGAUCUUUGCCAUGCUAUAAUUCUUUUUUGUAAUCAUUCAAAAGACAGAUACAAGCCACACAACUUUUCCUUUUUCCUAACUCAGGGGGAAAAUCCUUCAGAGACUUCCAUAUCCCCUGGGGCUGCAUCUAGAAUCCUCUGCUUCCCCAUGACAGAUCAAACCAUCCACUUUUUAUCUGCACUAACCCCUUGCUGCUCCUCAGGGACCAUUCCUCCUACACUCCCAGACUACGACAGAUGUUGGACAGAGCCCAUUUCUAUGUGCUGCAAUUUCGGGUGUUACUGUUUUUGCUGUUGUUCCAAGAAAUUCAGGGGGCAGUGAAUAAUUUGAACAAGGGAAGGGAGAAAAAGUAGUUGCCAUAUUAUCUUUAUAGGAAGGUUUCAGAAGAGAGGUUCCUCCUUCACACCACCCCUGGGACAAUUCAAAGCUCACACAUCUUGUUUGGUAAAGCUGUGAUUUGUAAAGACAACAGGUGGCAAGGUUUGAAAGUAGACAUUUAUGGAAAGACAGCUGGGAUUUCUGGAUUUGCAUGAAUAUGUGCAGAUGCAAACCCUGGGAAUGGAACCGAAGGGUGGAAGGUAGGGGAAAUUCGAAGAAAGUUUCUUAGGAUGUUUCCUCUAGCUAGGGGCUCCUACUCUGAAUCUGUUUUUCCACUGUGAAUUGGGGGUGGGGUGGGAGGGCAGAUAUUCUAAAAUAAAUCUUGUAUGAGAAAAAAAA
Antechinus flavipes (yellow-footed antechinus) is the source of this 3287-nucleotide messenger RNA. RefSeq names its product reticulophagy regulator family member 3 (gene RETREG3). Gene Ontology annotation, biological process: reticulophagy. The record is from RefSeq and is a predicted model, not a curated record. Lineage: Eukaryota; Metazoa; Chordata; Mammalia; Dasyuromorphia; Dasyuridae. Bases 49 to 1470 code for a protein of 473 amino acids. The transcript is spliced from 9 exons.